GAAGCAGGAAGUGUAGCUCAGACAUGAAGCUCGCGCCGCUGCUGCUGUGCGCGCUCUGCUCCAGCGGGGCUCUCGCAUGCGGAACCAGAGGGGACCGGCUCUCUGAUGGACCCCCUUUGAACGUGUCAGACCCGGACCGGGACAGGAACAGGAACCUGGACCUGGACCUCGAUGUGUCGGCCGUGCUCCGCCGCGUGGAUCCGCGCUUCCUGUCCGUGACCAUCGAUGCGAGCCUGGCCUCGGAGGAGAGGUUCAUGUCGCUGCUGAGCUCUCUGAGGAUGAGGACUCUGGCUGAAGCUCUGAGUCCGGCCUUCCUGCGCUUCGGGGGGACGCGGCAGGACUUCAUGCUGUUCGAGCCUCAGAGGCGGCCGGACGCUCAGCUCGCUGCAGGUGAAUCAUGUGACCAGACUCUGCUGCCCCGCUGGUUGGAGGAGCGUCUGAAGCACGACUGGACCGAGCAGAAGCUCCUGCUGAUGAAGGAGGACCUGCUGAGGAAGUACAAGAGGCUCCGCUUCACAGAGCUCACCGUCGACCAGCUGAACGCCUUCGCCAACUGCUCGGGGCUGCAGCUCAUCUUCGGCCUGAACGCUCUGCUCAGGGCUCCGGAUGGCAGCUGGAACAGCAGCAACGCCGGCCUGCUGCUGCGGUACUGCGAGUCCAGGCGCUACCGAAUGUCCUGGGAGCUCGGCAAUGAGCCGAACAGCUUCGAGAAGAAGGCCGGGAUCCGGGUGGACGGGCGUCAGCUGGGGCUGGACUUCACUCGUCUCAGAAAGAUGAUGUCAGAGUCCAAACUGUACCGGGACGCCGGGCUGUACGGGCCGGACGUGGGCCAGCCGAGAGACCGUCACACGGACUUACUGGAGGGAUUCCUGCAGACGGGAGCCGAGGCCAUCGACGCCUGUACCUGGCACCAUUAUUACGUGAACGGCAGAGACACGUCCGUGGAGGAUUUCCUAGAUCCUGAAGUCCUGGACACUCUGGCCUUAAAGACCAAUGAAGUCCUGGAGAAGGUGAAGCUGGUGUCUCCUGGGAAGUCGGUGUGGCUGGGAGAGACGAGCUCGGCGUACGGAGGAGGAGCUGCAGGACUGUCUGACACGUUUGUGGCAGGAUUCAUGUGGCUCGAUAAAUUAGGCCUGGGAGCUGCGCUCGGGCUGGACGUCGUGAUGAGGCAGGUGCUCAUCGGCUCUGGGAGUUACCACCUGGUGGACGACAACCUGGAUCCUCUUCCUGAUUACUGGCUGUCCGUCCUCUACAAGAGGCUGGUUGGACCGGAGGUUUUAAAGAUUCAGGUGUUUUCUGAGUUUGGCCGAAGUAAACGAGUGAGGAUGUAUCUGCACUGCGCCAACAGGAAGCGCUACAGGGGCGGCGCGCUCGCUCUGAUGUCCAUGAACCUCGGGAAGAAGCCGGCGAGGAUCUCGGUGCCCGCCGUCGUCUCCAACAGCACAGUGGAGGCUUUUGUCCUGGAGUCUGAGCGGUCGGGGGAGGAGGGACUCUACUCCAGAGAGGGACAUCCCAAAUAUGGCCAUCUCAGGGUCAGAAGAAGAAGAAGGUGAGCCGAGGCCCAGGGUGAGACAGAGGAGGAUUAUUCUGAACUGUGAAUCAUGCAAAGCUGCUGUGGUGGAGCCGGAGAAUAAAAAGAUGGAGCAGACGGCGUUCCAGCGACAGCGUGAUGUCUGAAUAAAGUGAGCAAAGGUUCGUUCCCCUCAGCCUGGAAGAACACGGCUUUAUUUUCAGAAUUUGUUUCUGUUCAGUUUCAUGUGAACUCAAACACAUGAAGCUGCUCUGUGGACUCCACGCUAUCCCAGCAUGCUCCUCUGAGACACCAACCCUCUGCAUGAACCUCCUCUGAAGUCUUCCUCUGCUCCUCCUGCGUGCAGCUCCAGCGUGUCCACCCUCCCUCCUCUGACUCUGGUUUGGAGACAGUUAGCCAAAGUCCUGUAAGAUGCUUAGGAUUAAAAAUGGAGCAGGAUCUUUGUGAAGAAUAACCUCAUUAAACUGCAGUUAAACUGAUUCUGUUCAUUCAUAAUUAAAACGACGACUGUACAGCGAUAAUGCGCCAUGGCGUCGUUAAUCAGCCGCUUUAAUGACCACGGACGGGUCAAAAACAGCUUCCUGCUUCAUAAUCUCAGCUGUGGACAGACUGAGUGCCGGCAGAGGACGAACCGCCGCUUUAUAGUUCAGGCUCAGGGAUCAGGAGUUCAAAGGUCACCGCUGUGAGUUGGCACAGGUCAGCAGUCAACAGUUCAUCCGCUCAACCCUGCACUUUCUGAGAGCAG
Messenger RNA from Archocentrus centrarchus (flier cichlid), 2276 nucleotides. RefSeq names its product heparanase (gene hpse). The record is from RefSeq and is a predicted model, not a curated record. Gene Ontology annotation, cellular component: extracellular matrix; membrane. Gene Ontology annotation, molecular function: hydrolase activity, acting on glycosyl bonds. The transcript is spliced from 12 exons. Bases 24 to 1553 code for a protein of 509 amino acids. Gene Ontology annotation, biological process: cell-matrix adhesion; angiogenesis involved in wound healing. NCBI's taxonomy places the organism in Eukaryota, Metazoa, Chordata, Actinopteri, Cichliformes, Cichlidae.